AUGUCAGAUACUUUAGCGAUUCUAAAUCCACUUGGUGUGAAUGUUUCUGCAGCUUUGAAAGAAGCUAUUGAUGAUCUGGAAUGGCCCGGAUCAAGUAUCAAACUAACAUUACAACCAACUCCUCCUUCGGUUGCGUUCAGAAGUGAAGGCCAUGGUGAUCUACAGAUAGACUUUAUGUAUUAUGCAAAUACUGAUCUUUUAGCAGCUUUGAGCUGUGAUCGUGAAGUGUCUCAUCGGUAUAAAUAUAAAUUCUUACAGGCAACAACUUCUAAUAUACCAAGUAGUGUCGUCAAAGAUAACCGCGGCAGCAAGGUUACGGUUGGGAGAGGCGGAAUAUUGAAAGUUCAGCAUCUGGUCUCCGUUGCAAGGCAAUCACACUCACACUUGAUGGAGCUAAUGAAGAAGAGGAAUUAUAUCAAAGUUGAAGUUCUUUGUUGA
This is a messenger RNA of Amaranthus tricolor (Joseph's coat), 438 nucleotides long. RefSeq lists its product as uncharacterized. Gene Ontology annotation, biological process: DNA repair; DNA damage checkpoint signaling. The record is from RefSeq and is a predicted model, not a curated record. Lineage: Eukaryota; Viridiplantae; Streptophyta; Magnoliopsida; Caryophyllales; Amaranthaceae. Gene Ontology annotation, cellular component: checkpoint clamp complex. The transcript is spliced from 5 exons. Bases 1 to 438 code for a protein of 145 amino acids.